CAUAUACUACAGAAACAAAACCAAACAGAAAAAGGUCGAUUCUCUCUCACAAAUCUUUCAGGCUUGUUUCUUUGAAAAGUCAUGCUACCUACGGCCAACCACCAACAAAAUUCCCUUUCUGCUCCUCCCCUCCCUGGCAAACCCCACUAUAAACCCUUGUCUGUGCACACUAAACCCUUCACCGGUGACAUGAUCGAUCCUUCGUUGGGUCCAAUGCGAAUCGAUGGAUCGGAAGAGGACUUAGUCCUCUCCAAGUCCGAAUAUCUGACCCGACCCGAAGUGCUAAAACGCCGUUCUCUCCGGGCCAAGCAACUGAACCGGAUAUACCGGGACCAUUACUGGGCGUUAAUGGAGGAGCUCAAAAUCAAGUACAGAGAGUACUGCUGGGAGUAUGGUAAAAGCCCUUUUCAAGACGAUGGAGAGAACGAGAAAAUCAAUUCGAAUCGCCGGGAUGGAACAAGAUUAUUCCAAGAGAAUGAUAAUGGGACUGGUAAUAAGUAUGGAAACCCAGGGGUUAAUAAUGGGAAUAAUAUUGUUAAUAGGUGUGGGGUUCAUGGUUGCAAGGCGAAGGCCAUGGCAUUGACGAGGUUUUGUAAUAUGCAUAUACUGUCUGACUCGAAGCAGAAGUUGUACAAGGCUUGCAAUUUCUCCAUUAAGAGUUCGCCUACAGGACCUAUACUUUGCGGGAAACCAAUACUAAGAUCAAUGGUUCCUUCUUAUUGCCCUCUUCACUUUCAAAAGGCUGAAAAGCACGUCGCACGUGCUUUGAAGAAGGCAGGUCUUAAUGUCUCUUCGACAAGUAAGCUUGCUCCCAAGUUCCAUGUGGUAGCUGCAGAAUUUGUCCACCAAAUUCAAAGCAAGAGAAGUGCACAAAAGGCUACUUCAGGAAGUGCUGAGGUUAAGCAGGAGAAUGUUUAUUAAACCUCUAGGUAAUGCAAAUGUGUAUUUAGUACCAAUGUAUUUUUACAGCGAGAAAGUUUGUGAACCACAAAUAGUAGAUUGGAGUAGAAACUGUAUCAGCAUUACAAGAACAGAAGAACUUCAUAUGGGGCACAGACCUGUGGCUUGAAUUAUUGAUUCUUGUGCAUAUUAAAGUUAUCAUGUCUUGAUUUAUCUGUACUUUUGUCUUCAAUGUACUUUUUACUUAGUAGGAAUGUGCUCUUUGAUGCAUGCACCAGUCUGUAAA
Olea europaea var. sylvestris is the source of this 1186-nucleotide messenger RNA. RefSeq names its product INO80 complex subunit D-like. The record is from RefSeq and is a predicted model, not a curated record. The coding region runs from base 82 to 921 and encodes 279 amino acids. Lineage: Eukaryota; Viridiplantae; Streptophyta; Magnoliopsida; Lamiales; Oleaceae. The transcript has 2 exons. Gene Ontology annotation, cellular component: NSL complex.